AUGUCCAUGGCUUCCAGGAAAUCAUUGGCGGGCAGUCCAGCUAUUCACCGCCGACUCGAUAGUAUACAGCGAGGAGAACGACGAGCCCGAUCUAGUUCGCGCGCCCGCAAGACCGAAGUGCAGUUCGAUGAAGCCUUCACCUACUCCCUCCGCAUCGCAUAUCUGCACUAUCUCUUGCAGCCAAAGCGGAAGCAGAAACAGUUUGUCCCUGCCCCUAAACGUCCCCAGAGAGCAUAUACUUCGGCCGCCACAGAUCUUGUCAAGGAGCUGCUGCCACAGAGUUCCUCGACCGUAAAACUUCCACAUGGGUUUCGCAAGCAUCUCGACAAACGCAUGGCCGGCGUCAUGGCUGGGGCGGAAAAGGCGCCCGGCUAUGGGGACGCCGAUAUCAAGAGGUCUUUUGCCGAGGCAUACAACAGUUUUGGGAGCGCUGCCAUGCAGAAGAUUAUAGACAAGGAUAGAAAGCUCGAGGGUGUUGUCAUGACUUUCUACAGUGCUGCAACCAAAUCAUGCCGCCCGCUUCCUGGUGCUCCAGCGGUCGAUGACUCCUGGAAGCUGCUCGUCGAUAGACAUGUCGCCAUGUUUGUACGUUUGGUUGCCAACGUCUUGAAAGAUAUGGGAAGUGAUCGCGACAAACCGGAACUUAUGAGCCGCCUAAAGACUCUCGAGCAGAAGCUACUCACGAACGACCAAAACCUUUUCGUCGACACAGGUCAGGAUGGAGGGAAGUACAUCGAAGUUGAUGUCCCACUUUCCUACGAUGUGAAAGAUAUGCACAUGGUUCAGGUUGUUGCAAGGCUGUUUGGUAUGUCCAGCUCAGACGUGCACAACCACAUUGAGAAACAACGACCCAACUGGACGGAGGAUGCUGCUCUCAGAGACCUUAAGUCGUACCAGCACCGACUCAAUUCUGGCAUGUCUGGGACCUUACAGAGUCAUGAUUUCGAUAUUGAUGAAGCUUUUCAAGAAUGGAAGAAAGCAGAAGCACCACACCUAUCGGCCAUGAUGAAGGACAUUCUGACGGCAAAACCGAGCUUGGUCAGAAUGUCAACCGCCAGUCUUGCCUUCGAGAAACCACUCCCUUCGAGCCCAACUUCUGGAUACGACGAAGACCAAUCUUAUGCAGACCUCAGCCGCGCACUGUCCAGUCCUGAUUCUGCAUCUGGCUUGGAUUCGCUCAGCCUUGGCUCCAUGUCUUUAGACGAUACCAGCAGUAUCAGGAGCGUUGAUGAUGCACACUAUACUUUUAUACCGCCGGAACCCCGUGAGUAUUUUAAGACCAUUGCCAAGUAUGCGAUGGAGUUUGAUUCAAUGCAUGCCGACAAAAAUGAGCAACCGGGUCUGUUUUCAAAGGAAAGCAUGGACUUGUUGACCGAGCUGAGUGUUCAUUGGCGAAUCCCCCAAUUCACACGGCUCGUAGUUUUCUUGGAACUGGCAGCCGCAAAAUAUCUCGAUUCCAUGUUCAAAGCCGAGGAUAUUGACAGAGCUUUCGAUUCGAUCAAAAUUCCACCUCCGGAGACGAAAAAGCCGCCGCACAUUUAUCUAUACAACGAAAGUCUUGACACGAUAGAUAGGAGCAGGUGGACAAUACACGACUUCGCCGUGUACCAACACACCCUGAAUAUGUUGCAUGAUGGACUUCUUCGCGAGGUUUUCCAGAACUUAAUGCAAUGUUAUGAGCCAAAGCCGCCAUCCAUCGCUUACCCGCUCGGUGUUCUGACCAGCCAGAUCUACUCGGAUCCAAGCUUCUCCCGGAGAGUCGAGGAGGAGGAACAAUUUACAGUAACCCUAAACGAGGGUCUUAAAGAAAGAGCUGGAGAGAAGUACCGCGAGUACUUGAACUCUGAAAUACCUGAAGAUAUGGCAGAUUGGGAUUUUGCACAUGUUUUACAGCUCGGCAAAUCGGUGGCCAAGCUAUGUGACAGAAUCAGGAAGCGGUAUAAAGCAAAGCCAGAAAUCAUGGGGGUUAGCCCUUUGAAAAUUUUGGUUGGGACCAUGUUUCCAAGCUUCGAAGAUGACGCCCCUCACAUGAUACAAGAGAUCAUUAACAAUGCCCAGAAGCGUGGCGAAGAAUUCGGGUCUGAAGAUGGCUUUGCAUUGUAUAAAGAAUUGGUCGAGAUUCGACAGAUUCACCGAUCCUUGCUGCCUGACACACCAUUCGCAUUCGACAUCGAGGAACUUCUAGUGGGGUUUGUUUGGCGGUGGAUUGCAAAUGCUGAGGAGUUUACAGCAAACAUUGUAGAGAAUGCGAUCAAGCAAGAUCAAUUUCAGGUCCGGCCAGGACGAGACGAGCUAACACCUGAGGAUGAAGACCGCCACAGCCAUUCCGUCAUUGAUCUUUUCAAGAGCUUCAACCAGACUGCCAACCAAAUCUUUGAGCUAGAGUGGGACAAUGAUAUCCAUCAUGCCAAGUUCAUGACUGCUCUUUCAAGAAUAUUUGCCAAUGGCCUUGCAAGAUAUUGCGAAAUCAUCGACAUCAGGUUCAACAAAGAAAUGGAUGCCCCUCGAGCGAAUGAGCAAGAAGCUUUGGCUGCGGCUCAGACGGCGCAAGGCAAAUUCAUGAAGUAUGCCAAGGAUGCCUGGAACAACAAGGAGAGGAUCGAGCCUUUCCAGUUUUAUUCUGAAUCUUUGGUCAAGCUCAACAACAUUGAAUACGCUAUGCAAGAAUUGGAUAAGCUCGAGAAACUGAUAAACGUCGAUGCCUGUGCUGCUUUGCUGGAGAGGGCAGAAGGUCCCAGGAAACCCACCAAGCGUCCUCAGAAAUAUGUCUUCACUGUCAAGAUCGUUGAGGCUGAAGACCUCAAGGCAUGCGAUGCCAAUGGAACGAGCGACCCAUAUGUGGUGCUUGGUGACGAGUACCAAAAGCGUAUUGCCAAGACAAGAACCAUCAUGAGGACGCUAAAUCCCAAAUGGGAUGAGUCAGUAGACAUCAAUGUUUCAGGACCUUUGAAUCUUGUCGCCACAGUCUGGGAUUAUGACAUGUUUGGAGAACAUGACUUUGUAGGCAGAACCACCUUGAAGCUUGAUCCAAACGGCUUCCGCGACUAUCUACCUCAAGAAAUAUGGCUUGACCUGGAUACACAAGGGAGGUUGUUGGUACGUGUCAGUAUGGAAGGCGAACGUGAUGACAUUCAGUUCUAUUUCGGUAAAGCUUUCAGACAUCUGAAGAGGACGGAGCGCGACAUGGUGCGCAAGAUCACAGAUAAGCUUACGACGCAUAUCAAUGCUACACUUUCCCAUGAGAGUUUACGCAACCUGCUAGGGCGAAAUCUGUUGCAGUCUGCUACAAGUUUAUGGAAGAGGCAAUCAAGAGUGCCUACACUCACUGAGGGCGACAUUGAGAACGCCUUGCAAGGCCUUUUCACGUAUUUUAACGAGAACUUUGCCAUUAUGAAAGGCACACUGACAGAUGCCACUAUGGUGGCUGUCAUGACACGACUCUGGAAAGAAGUUCUAAUGGCCAUAGAAUCUUUGGUUGUGCCGCCCUUGUCAGAUAAGCCUUCUAAUCAGAGGCCACUCACAGAACGCGAACUGGAGGUGGUCUAUAAGUGGCUUCAGCUACUAUUCGAUUUCUUCAACGUUCGCGAUGCCGAGACGGGCGAAGUAUUGGGAGUCCCGGCAGAAGUGCUCAAGUCGCCUAAGUAUCACGAGCUCGCCUCGCUCAACUUCUUCUACUUCGAGACGACAGAUCAUCUCAUUCACACCUCGGAGCGCAUGGCCGCCGCCACGGCUCAGCGUGCUCAGCAAGCCAUGCAACAACAACUUGCUACAAACCCGAAUCGACUGAGUGCGCCGGCGGCUUUUGGUGGAUAUGGCGGCUCUGCGGGCCCGGCGUUUGCAUCAAUGGGCACCAUUAGACGCGGAAAGAGUAUUAUGAUGAGCCGAAAUCUGGGCACCAUGCGCAGGGCCAAGGAGGAGAAGCGGAAGGAGGCACAAGCAGAUCCAAGCGAUGAUAUGAUACUGAGGAUUUUGAGGAUGAGACCCGAGGCCACGAAUUACCUUAAAGAAAGGAGUAGGCAAAAGGAACGCCAGGCUGCGGCGCAGGCUGCUGCGUUGAUAGUGAAGCAGAGCGUCAACCAAGGCUGGGCUUCUGGCGGGUUUGGAAGAGGUGGGGUGCCACGGAGGUAA
This is a messenger RNA of Truncatella angustata, 4128 nucleotides long. RefSeq lists its product as uncharacterized. The transcript has 3 exons. The coding region runs from base 1 to 4128 and encodes 1375 amino acids. The record is from RefSeq and is a predicted model, not a curated record. NCBI's taxonomy places the organism in Eukaryota, Fungi, Ascomycota, Sordariomycetes, Amphisphaeriales, Sporocadaceae.